CAUCGGCACUGAAAUUGCACUUGGUGAUUGUCUCUCUGGAAGAUAUGGGGGUCCAUGCGCCGUAUGGGAUAACGACACCUGUCGCAGAGUCUGUCGGGAAGAGGGACGCAGAAGUGGCCACUGCAGCCCAAGUCUUAAGUGUUGGUGUGAAGGGUGUUAAGGUCUUUUAACACCGAAAAAACAUGUCUAGGUUUAAGCAGGUUGGUCAAGCUAAAUUGUGAAUUAUUCAAUGAAAUGUUUUAUGUAUCUAUCAUAUAAUAUUUACAUAGUUACCACUAAACUGUUUUGCUUUUCAUGUAGUAUUUAGAAAAAGACUAUAUAUUAAUAAACAGUUGGAAAAAGUAA
Molecule: messenger RNA, 345 nt
Organism: Agrilus planipennis (emerald ash borer)
Lineage: Eukaryota; Metazoa; Arthropoda; Insecta; Coleoptera; Buprestidae
Product: drosomycin-like
Biological process (GO): defense response
Source: RefSeq, a predicted model, not a curated record